AUGAUAGACAGCUUAAAGGACAAGCUCCACGACACCAAGCUUCACGAUAUCAAGGUGGCCGCAUCAAAUAAGAAGCAUCAGAUUGGUAAAUUUGGAAACGUGUUCAACAGUAAUCACCGCCACGACGAAGAGCACGAGGUGCGCUGCGACGAAAAGAGAACCAAAAUCUGCGAGUCUCACCGAUUCCAGUCGUUUUUCCCGGAGCGAGAUGGCAACCUCGUCAAAUGGUACGUAGACGGACGAGAUUACUUCUGGGCCGUGUCUGUCGCCUUGGAGCAGGCCAAGGAAUCCAUCUACAUUGAAGACUGGUGGCUCUCACCAGAGCUGUUCAUGCGACGGCCGCCUCACGAAAAGCAAGAGUACAGACUGGAUCAGAUUCUGAAGCGAAAGGCCGAGCAAGGAGUCAAAAUCUUCGUCGUCGUUUACAAGGAGGUCGAAGCCGCCCUGACGUGCAAUUCGGAACACACCAAACACGCCCUGCAAGCGCUCUGUCCCGAGGGCACUCCGGGAUUCAACAACAUCAAGAUUAUGCGGCAUCCGGAUCACAAUGUUCUCGAAAAUGCGGCAGACAUGACAAUGUACUGGGCGCACCACGAGAAAUUUGUCGUCAUUGACUAUUCCAUUGCCUUCAUCGGAGGUCUAGAUCUCUGUUUUGGUCGGUGGGACACCCGAAGCCACCCGCUGUCAGACGUUCAUCCAGAUGAUGUGACUGCGGAGAUUUGGCCGGGCCAGGACUUCAACAACAAUCGAGUCAUGGACUUCCAAAAGGUGCAGGACUGGCAGAACAACGAGGUCAGCAAGGCUGAUUAUGGCCGCAUGCCUUGGCACGACGUCUCCAUGGCUGUCAUCGGUCCUUGCGUCCUUGACAUAGCGGAGCAUUUCGUUCUGCGAUGGAAUUUUGUCAAACGGGACAAGUAUAAACGUGACGAGAGGUUUGACUGGAUCAUCCUCGAGGGCCGUGAAGGCGAAGAUGAGGACCUGGUCGGAGUGCAGCGGCCCAAGCACCCGGUGGGAGACUACGUCAAGCAUCCUUUAACCCCCCUGGCCACCAAGAACCUGCCUAACCGGGGGACUGUUCAUGCACAAGUGGUGAGAUCCAGUGCCGACUGGUCCAGUGGAAUCUUGACAGAUCAUUCCAUUCAAAAUGCGUACUCAGAGAUCAUUACCGCUGCGGAGCACUAUGUCUACAUUGAGAACCAAUUCUUCAUCACUGCCACUGGCGAGCAUCAAUUCCCAAUUCACAACACGAUUGGAAGGGCCAUUGUGGAGGCCGUAGUCCGAGCUGGAAAGGAGGGUCGAAAAUUCAAAAUCAUCAUCGUCAUUCCCGCCGUUCCAGGAUUUGCGGGCGACCUUCGAGAUAACGCUGCGUCUGGCACGAGAGCCAUCAUGGAUUACCAGUACAAGUCGAUAUGUCGAGGGGAACACUCCAUCUUUGAACAAAUCAAAGCUCAAGGAGUGGAUCCUACCAAGCACAUAUUCUUCUUCAACUUGAGAUCUUACGACCGUCUGAACAAGACGCCUGCAAUCACCGAAGCAGAGGAGAAGACGGGUAUCAAAUACCAGCAAGUCCAGCGUGUUCUCGCCGAAGACAUUAUGAGUGAAGGCAUCCACGGGACAACAGAUCCCAUUGAGCACGAACGGGAUAACCACAUGGGCCAGGAACACGAGAAAGAAAAGGCUCAUAAUGAAGCUCUGCAAGCAAAGGAGACGUUUGAGAAGGCCAAGCCGCAGGAAGAAGUCAAAACUUCGCCUACGGUUGCACAUUAUGCCAUGGCCGGCCAACCUUCGUUGGAAGAUGAGGUUUGGUCCGAGUCUGAUCCAGCAUCUGAGAUUAAGAACUGGGUGCAGGAGGAGCUUUACGUACAUGCCAAGAUACUCAUUGCCGACGACCGAGUAGUGAUUUGCGGCUCGAGUAACCUGAACGACCGUAGCCAGCAAGGAAACCACGACAGUGAGUUGAGUAUUGUUAUGGAGGACACGAAUCUUAUCCAAACUACCAUGAACGGAAGGCCGUUUGAAGCAGGAUACCACGCAACCACUUUGCGACGGACGCUCUGGCGAGAGCACCUCGGUCUUCUCCCUCCGCAGGAGUUUGAUGCCAACAACGAUAUUAAUGCAAUGCCGCCGAGCGUCGAGCCCAAGAAUAAUGUCUACGACGAUGACGACAGUUGGAAGUUUGUAGAAGAUCCGCUUAGUGACGAGCUGUGGGAUAUGUGGACAAGUCGAGCAGACCGAAACACUGACCUCUUCCGCCAACUGUUCCACGCCGAUCCAGAUAACAACAUCAAAACAUUUGACGAUUACAAUCGUUUCCUUCCACCUACGGGCGUAAAGCCUGGCCACAUUUUCGACCAGUUCAUGCCGCCCGAGGAGGCGAAGAAGAAGCUGGCAGAGAUCAAGGGCCACCUGGUGUGGAUGCCAAUGGACUUUUUGAAGGAUGCGGAAAUGGCUGAGCGGGGUCUUCAGGUGAAUGCUUGGACGGAGAGUGUGUAUACUUGA
Molecule: messenger RNA, 2499 nt
Organism: Trichoderma atroviride IMI 206040
Lineage: Eukaryota; Fungi; Ascomycota; Sordariomycetes; Hypocreales; Hypocreaceae
Biological process (GO): phospholipid catabolic process
Cellular component (GO): intracellular membrane-bounded organelle
Molecular function (GO): D-type glycerophospholipase activity
Source: RefSeq, a predicted model, not a curated record